Molecule: messenger RNA, 3771 nt
Organism: Talaromyces stipitatus ATCC 10500
Lineage: Eukaryota; Fungi; Ascomycota; Eurotiomycetes; Eurotiales; Trichocomaceae
Product: sensor histidine kinase/response regulator, putative
Exons: 7
Coding region: 1-3552 (1183 amino acids)
Biological process (GO): phosphorelay signal transduction system; phosphorylation
Molecular function (GO): phosphorelay sensor kinase activity
Source: RefSeq, a predicted model, not a curated record
AUGGCGGCGCUGUCUGUUCUUCCUACGUUCGAUCAAUCCCCUCCUUCAGAAGCCGAGAAACGACGCAUUCGUGAUCUUUCGAGGUAUUACUGUGCCUUUCGCAACCCGCCCGCUUCUUCGGAUGACCUCCUCACCCCAGUCGAGAGUGACAAUCAACUAGGCCCCUCGCUUUCGAAAGAUAUCGUGCUGACCGCAUUGGUCCAGCUGGGCGUAUAUCGCUUUGGUUGCAAUCGGGCAUUCGUCUCUCUGAUCGAUGGCCAGAACCAGCAUAUCAUAUCCGAAGCAACGGCUUCCAUCUCGCUACGGAACAGUCGCAGCCAUCUUCCCGACGAUGGUUUAUACCUCGGUGUGACGAGUCUCGACCUCGUCUUCGGCGUUUGUCCCCAUGCGAUGAAACUGUUCUCCGGCGAGGACGUGCCGCAACUUCGGAAUACAGCCAACGUGACGGCCAAUCCGACUCGUUUCAUUGUUCGUGACUUCACGCGGGAAGACAAUUUCAAGGAUAGACCGUAUGUUAGCGGAUGGCCUCACUUCCGCUUUUACGCCGAGCUGCCUAUAUAUAGUCCUGCAGGAUACGUAUUGGGAAGCUUUUGCGUGGUUGAUGACAAGCCACGGCAGGACUUUAUGGAGGCGGACGUUCUGGCAUUGCAGGAGAUAUCCGACUCAAUUUCACAGCAUCUUGAAAACGUGAGGACCGUUCACUCCCACGCACGAUCAGAUCGACUAGUUCAAGGCUUGACCAAUUUUGUCAAAGGACGACCAGACGAUGCAUCCACAUCUUCAGUAGCGAGUCUACAAGGACUGGAAAACCUCUCUCAUCUGCAACAACGAUCAUCGGUGGGGAUAGCAGAACCUUCUUCGCCGAAUAUUGAAGCAUUGUCUCUGGCAAGCACAGUAAAUGACGAAACCUCACAAUUUCUAUCCACACAAGACUUGCCCACAGUUACUAGAAGCACAUCUCUAUCUUCGCCGCCUCGGGAUAGUGCCACAUCCUUCCCAACUAUUGACAAUACCACCAAGGACGAGCCAUACGUGACGUCAGGAGUUGAGCGCCAAUCCGUGGAAACAACUGGUCCUGAUACCCCCCUUGUAACCGUAAAAGAAGGUAUCCCCAUAUCAAAACGUGCGGAUGCUUUGUUCUCUCAUGCAAGCUCCUUGCUGAGGGAAUCCAUGGAUUUGGAUGGUGUUCUGUUUCUAGAUGCUUGUCAUUGUAAUUAUGGAGUUGGACCUUCCGCGGACUUGACGGACUGGGAGCCGUUCCCAACACCUGUUGAUGCAGAUUUCACUGCACAUCCUAUUGAUACCACAUCUGACAACGACAAGGACGCGUUCUGCAAAAUUCUUGGUUCAGCCACAGAAAUCACCAACGACACUCCUCUAAAUACUACAGUCAAAGGCUCAAUAACCGAGUCCUUCCUUCAACAUCUGAUUAGUAGAUACCCCGAAGGGGAGAUAUUCGAUCUAGACGGAGUAGUACCAUGUGACUUAGAGGAGUCAAAAAUAGCGGAGGUCGAAGAUAGAAUGCGUAUACGCCCAUUCAGGAACGGUCCCCGGUCACCAAGAAGUGACCAAAAUGCCCUUCAGAUAACAGCAGCACGCUUGGCAAAUCACUUUCCUGACGCAAAGACCGUGGUUUUCCUACCUUUGUGGGACUGGAAUAAGUGCCACUGGCUGGCAGGUACCCUUAUUUGGAGUCUAGACAGCGAACGGCCUCUUGAACUUGAUGAAUUCCACUAUUUCAAGGUCUUUGGCGAUGCUAUCAUUUCAGAGAUCACAAAAGCAGAGUCGUUCGAACUCGAGAACUCAAAAUCGGAUUUUAUUUCCUCUGUCAGUCACGAGCUUCGGUCGCCAUUACAUGGAAUGCUAGCUAGCGCAGAAUUGUUGCUUGGGACUCCUUUAGAACCUGAGCAGCGCGAUUUGGUCAAGAUGCUUGAAACAUGUGGUCUCACUCUUCUGGACACGAUGAACCAUCUUUUGGAUUUUACUAAAAUAAACAACCUGAUGAGCAUUGAAGAAAACGCGAACCCCUUCCAUGGUCCUGCCACCACCUUGGCGAGUGUGUUUGACCUCGAUAUUCUAUUAGAGGAUGUUGUCAAUGCGCUUUAUACCGGAAAUCUGCACGUUUCACGAUACCUUGGUACUGCCACUGAUUAUGAGAAGCAGAAAACCAAACAGGACAUGGGAAGCAUGUCUGUCGUGCUACGUGUGGCGGAUCAGGGCAACUGGAAACUCCGAUCUAUUUCAGGCUCGUGGAGACGCAUCAUCAUGAGUAUCUUCGGCAACGCACUCAAAUACACCCAAUCCGGUUUUAUCGAGGUUUCAUUAUGCAAAUUCAGAAAAGAGCCAGAAAUAUCUGCCCCGGAAUUUGCCCACCUCUCUGUAACCGAUACUGGAUGUGGGAUGUCGGCCGACUUCCUGAAAAACAAACUAUUUUCAGCUUUUACGCAGGAAGAUACGCUUUCUGAAGGUGUCGGGCUAGGUAUGAGCAUUGUACAGCAACUUGUUGGUAUCAUGAAAGGAACAAUUGAUGUGAAGAGCGAACCUGGAAUCGGUACCCAGGUGGACAUAUUCAUCCCCAUUACAUUGAUUCCACACUCACCUGCGAUUCCAAUCUCUGUGGCCUCUUCCAAAACACAGUUUUGCCUCAUAGGGUUUGAUGGGUAUUCUGACUUGACAGAAGUUCCGACGGGCAGUUUGAGUCGGGAGGGAAAGCGCAGACUCUGUAUACAAAGUUUCCUCGCCCAUGUUAUAACACUGGAUCCAAACUGGAGUGUCUCUUUUGCUGCAACACCUUCAAAUGCUUGCGGCGAUGUUGUCAUUAUAGAAGAAACAACCCUGGAACAGAUGGCGGCUAACGAGUCGAUACAAUCGUCAAAGGUGGUUAACUCCAGCCGAUUGCUGAUUUUGCGCAGCGGACCACCUUCAUCAGGCGUGAUUAAACCUGCCAAUAUCAGUGCAGACGUUGUUCAUACAAUAUAUCCACCUUUUUGCCCACGCAAAGUGUUAGAAGCUCUGAGACGGACUCUAGAAAUGACUAGCGCGCAGACACUGACUAAGCCACUUAACUCAUCGACAAGCCCGAUCAUAGCCCUGGAUUCUUCAGGCAUCUCAUCGACUGAUGCCAGGAAACUAAUCCCAUCUUUCGGCAUGAUUACACCUAUGACAGAACGUCAAAGCUUUUUGAAUGUUCUAAUCGUUGAUGACAAUGAUAUCAAUCUCAAGGUUCUCUCAACGUUCGUUCGGAAACUAGGCCACACUUUUGAAACCGCGUCGAAUGGUUUGAUAGCCUUGAACAAGUACAAGGAAAAUUCCUCGUCGUUCAAUCUCGUGCUGAUGGAUAUUUCCAUGCCAGUGAUGGAUGGCUUGGUUGCUACUAGUCAGAUACGAAUAUUUGAGAAGCGACAAUCCCUCUCACCAGUCACAGUGCUCGCGGUAACUGGAGUUGCGUCGGCUACGAUGCAACAACAAGCUUUGGCAGCGGGUAUUGACAACUAUCUAAUCAAGCCACUUUCGCUGCAACAACUUAAAAGGGCAAUAGCGAAGAGCACAUAGUCUCUCGUUUACUAUGUGGAAUUCAUGGUUUACGAUUUUUUGGUAUCGUGGGAAGUGUAUAUAUGCAUACGAGUCAUAUACAACGGACGGUGGCGGAGUUACGUGGCUGAGAAUUUAGUCGGCGUUCAUGUACAUAGCACCAUAUACCUAUAUAAUACGGAGGGUAGCGGUGUCGGUCUGUUUUUAAAUAUAUAGAGCAUUUGCUCUGAGCAUAUCCAG